Molecule: messenger RNA, 1232 nt
Organism: Musa acuminata subsp. malaccensis (wild Malaysian banana)
Lineage: Eukaryota; Viridiplantae; Streptophyta; Magnoliopsida; Zingiberales; Musaceae
Product: 25.3 kDa vesicle transport protein SEC22-1
Biological process (GO): endoplasmic reticulum to Golgi vesicle-mediated transport; vesicle fusion with Golgi apparatus; retrograde vesicle-mediated transport, Golgi to endoplasmic reticulum
Cellular component (GO): ER to Golgi transport vesicle membrane; endoplasmic reticulum-Golgi intermediate compartment; endoplasmic reticulum membrane
Molecular function (GO): SNAP receptor activity
Source: RefSeq, a predicted model, not a curated record
UGCUCUCCAAUCCUCUCCUUGUUGUUCCCUGUUAAGCUUAGCUUGCCUUUCCCAUGCCCACACUGCCUCUUUGGCUCUUCCUAUAAGAGUUGUCUUGAUCCUUCUCUCCAGCCUUCAGCCUCCUGCAUCCAUCAUCACCAAAUUCUCUUGAGUUUUAUGAGAGGGUGGAAGGUCAGAGAUGGUUAAGCUGACGUUGGUGGGCAGGUUGAGAGAUGGCAUGCCCUUGUCUCAGACACCAGCCCACUUGAUCGAAGACAAUGAGGUAUUCUUAGCAUCUUACAGGCAGAAGGCAGAGCUUGUGCUUAGGGAGAUCUCAGCAGGAGCUUUGACAAAGCCCAAGAUGACCAUCCUCGUUGAUCACUGCUGUUUCCACUAUCUCAUUGGAAAUGGAACUUGCUGCAUUGCUCUCUGUGAUGCCUGGUAUCCAAGGAAGCUGGCAUUUCACUAUCUGCAGGAUCUCCAUGAGGAACUUGAGAAGGUAGACAACAGAAUUGUAGAGUCAUUCUUGGAGCCAUAUUCGUUCAAAAGAUUUGAUUAUGUCAUUGGCAAUAUCAGAAACCGGUAUUUGGACACGAGAACUCAGGCAAAUCUAUAUAAGCUGAAUUCUGAUCGCAGAAACUAUGUCGAUAUCCCCACACAAGAGUUCUCUAACAUACUGAGGAACUGUCAAACAUCAGGAACUGAUGUGGGAACAUCUGCUACCAUCACCCAUGCACAAGCUACAAUUUGGAGCUCACAUCUUCUUGAGGUGAUUGCCUUGAAAUGGACUCCAAUCACAAUUCUUGUGAUGGUAGCUGCAAUCCUCUUGUGGACUGGUGUUGUCCUGAAUGAGUAUAACACACUGACAGCAUGGUGAUAUCCAAGAACUAAGGGAGUGGAGACAGCAACUGGUAUGAUUCAAAGAAGCACUACCAAUUCGGCCAUCAGCGGAUGCAAAAGUGAUGACUUUGAUGUAAUUCACAUUGAUGAUCGAUCUACUUGUGAAUUCUGCCCCGAGAGACUUGAAUUCAUUCAAGAUAUCAAAAUACCAGAAGAUUUUCACCUUCAAAUGAAUUAUGAAUUGGUGAUCUAAAUGAUGAAAACCAAAAGAAGAGAAUUCGUAAAUCUGGAAGUUCUUCUAAACAAGUCCAUACUAAUUAGUUAAGUACACAAAGAAUUGUGUUACAAAUACUAGAUUCUAUGUAACCUCAUUCUGCCAAUUAGGCAACUGAUGUUAAAAAAUUAUUUGUUCA